CCGUGUUUCGUGCAGCAGCAACAAACAAGGAUGAAGAGCCAGCAGCGCUGCGCGGACGCGGACAAUAGUUGGGACGUGAAGCUGAAAAAAGCUCACCGGCUUUAACUCGACAACAUUAAAGCCGAGCAUCUUGAAACAUCGGCAGAAUUUGUACAUAAUAAGUGUCUGCAGCGGAGCGUCCCCGCAUCUGUUGUUGUUAGCCGCUGAUGCUAAACCAGCGAGCUAAUUGUUAAAGCGAGACUGAAAACACAAGUAAAGUAGGUUUUUAGUGUCUGACCUGAGCAGCCUAUUGACCCCGGUGACCAGACUGGGGUUUGUGUAACUUAAUGGGGCCGACUGACCCGUAUUACCGUGGCUUUAGUUAAGGUAAAGGAGUGAAGGAGUACUAGUUUGGUAGCUUCAGCAUUAGCCUCUCCAGCAGCAGCAUGAGUAGGAAACAGCAGUUUAAAGGAGCCGAGGUCAGCUGCUGCGUCAAAUACUUCUUAUUUGGCUUCAACAUCAUAUUCUGGUUACUUGGAGCAGCAUUCUUGAGUAUCGGCCUGUGGGCAUGGGCGGAGAAGGGUGUGCUGUCCAACCUGUCAUCAAUCACAGAUCUCGGGGGAUUCGACCCAGUGUGGCUCUUCAUCGUGGUGGGAGGGGUCAUGUUCGUCUUGGGCUUCGCUGGCUGUAUCGGAGCGCUCAGAGAGAACACCUUACUCCUUAAAUUUUUCUCCGUGUUCCUGGGUUUGAUCUUCUUCUUGGAGCUGACUGCAGGGAUCCUUGCCUUUGUUUUCAAGGACUGGAUCAAAGACCAGCUUAAUUUUUUUAUCAACAAUAACGUCAAGGCCUACCGUGAUGAUAUCGACUUGCAAAAUCUCAUCGACUUUGCCCAAGAAUAUUGGUCAUGCUGUGGAGCUCACGGGCCCGACGACUGGAACCUGAACAUCUACUUCAACUGCACUGAUAAGAAUCCCAGUAGGGAGCGCUGUGGAGUCCCCUUCUCCUGUUGCUUAAAGGACCCCGCGGAGGAUGUCAUCAACACGCAGUGUGGUUAUGAUGUUCGGCGUGAAGGGGAGCUGGAUCGGCAAAAAUAUAUCUACACCAAGGGCUGUGUGGGGCAGUUUGAGAAGUGGCUUCAAGACAACCUGAUUAUUGUCGCUGGAAUCUUUGUUGGAGUUGCACUUUUACAGAUUUUUGGUAUCUGCCUUGCUCAAAACCUGGUUAGUGAUGUCAAAGCUGUGAAAGCCAACUGGUGACAGGAGGUGUGAAGUAGGGCAGCCGCAGCACUCGCCCCAGUCAGGUCAACAACACAGCACACAAACAAAUCCGUCCAGCUGAAGACGGAGAGCCAACAGCUCAGUUCGCUUCGCCACUGAGCUCAGCGGCAUAUGCACGUAGUCUUACUUGCACAUGUGCAAGAACAGCGUUUAUUUUCCCUUUUUAUCAGUGACACUUAGAGGGGAGACAAUAUAUGCCAUGCGAACCAAACAGCCGGGAUUUGAACCUAAACCCAACGAGAGGACAGUCCCGUCUACUUCAGAGUCAAUUCUUUAUUUUUGAUGCCCUCAUCCUGUUCUGUGGACAGAUGUAUUUGUAUUUAUGGCACGCAGUUGCACAAGGACCCCCCGUCAGAUGGGAAACUGGAAGCCAUGGAUGAAAGUAAAGACGAAGUAAAACAAAGGAAACAUGACAGCGAGUUUUCCUUAAUAGGUCAAUCAUCACAGAUCCUGUUUUCGUUCCAAAGUUUAUCCCCACAUCCUGCUCCAGAGGAUGUUGGAUGACUAGCCAGCCGGAUUACCUAAUGCAUCAUUUUUUCCUUUCUCCCUCCAAGCAUGACUUGUUAUAGCCGCGUAAAAACUCUGAAUUCUGGCUGGUCAGUGUCUGGAACUUUAACUCACUUCAGGAAAUUUCCAUCCUUAUUUACAAUUUUAAAGUGCCAUUAAUUUGCAGUGAUGAUUUUGUGUCCUUCCUCUUCAAAUGGAAUUUCUGCACCCCACCCCCACCCCAAUACCUCAGGGCCUGGCCAUCAAUAUACUUUCAGCCCCCAGUUAACAGCACAUCUGCUUUGUUUUGUUUUUCCAUCCAUGUCUGUUGACCUAAGACAUACCGAUGUGAUGCAGAAAAACAGUUCCAGUUCCUCAGAUGUCAACCUGUUUCGCCGUUUACUGAUUGUAUUAUCCGUUGAUUUACUGACAGAUGUUUUGUUGUUUUACAUCAAAUGGGCUGGUGCGGUUCAGAUAGGUGGGUCAGUGCCAUUCAAGGAAGGACGUUUGGCAGCAGAGAUUACUCUAAGCAUCCCUCAGGCACAUGGGAAUGCUGGUUUGGGGCCUUUUUUACUUGACUUAUGUUACCACAUCUGUCUUACAAUUCGUCCUUUUUGCAUAUGAAUAUUUGUUUGUUGUGUAAAGAUGUCUUUUAUUCCAACUUCAUUUUGUUUCCUCUUAUAGAUUCAUAUAUUCUUGGUUCAUGGAUUUGAUUUUACAAGGCACUUGUUUUACCUCUAACCCCAAAGUCAACUAGCUGGCUUCUGAUUGUUGAGGUUUUUUAGUCUUAAUGGAGACCAAAUGAUUUCAGCUGGCCACUAACUUAACUGUCUGAAAAGAAUUAUUGAUAUUUUUUAUUAGGAAUGCGUUUCUAGAUAGUAUAAAUGUGAAUUUAUUGUCUCUUUUGUGUCCGAAGUGCCAGUUAAACUGAGAAAUUAAAAAUACAGGAUCAUUUUUAUCUUUUAAUUCAAUGUUGUGUCUUUUUGUUUGGACUGAAUUUCAGAUAGAAUAGCAGAUAAAUGCUGUUACCUUUUUUUUUUUUUCUUAUACUAGCAACAGUUUCAAUAUAACAUGAAUGCUGCUUUAAUGUUUACUAGCUGUGUAGUGCAGUAACCGAGCUAACAAGAACUCUCACAAUUGGAAGAAAAAAAAAUUAUUUAAUUUUUUACAAAUUUCUGAAGUUUACACAGCCUUUAUUGCCCUAUAUCUUUUGUCAUACGAGUUAUUGGCUCUCAUUGGCUAAUUUUGUACAUUAUUUACGGCAUUCGAGCAUAAUUUCUGGCUCUAACCGGGUCAUUUGGAUGCACGACAUAAGCAGGAUUUGAGAGGGAUUUGCUUGACCAAACACAGGUCUGCAUAUACACACACACACGCACACACACACACACACUUAGACAUGCGGUUUUGAAUGCAUGGCACACAUGCUGUAAGAUGAGAAGCAUUCAUAUUCUGCGAACAGUUCGCCAAAACUUUUCCAGCUCGUCUGCGUCUGCCUGUAGGAUGCAUAUGUAGAAGGUUCAUUCGCAAAUACCUUAUGAUCAUCUGCUGUGUGCACAUGUCGCAUGUCGUUUUCGCCCACACGCUCCCCUCCUCAAAAGUGCUACCUGAUCACAGUACGUCUGUUUCCCCUUGUCUUCCAUAUUGAUGUAUUUUUAAACAGUGGAAAGACGAGGAAAAAAAACACAAGACAAAACAGCAGUCGUUUGAAUUUAGGUGUCACAAAUGUUGCAGUACGAUAUCGCCGGUGGAGCGGAAUGCAUGGAGCCUUAAUGACUUCUGCCUCUGCGAAUGGAUGCGUAUCCAUGGGAGAAGCUCAUUUCUUUCAGCACUUUAAUCAGUGAAUAAGUAUCACUGGUAAUCUGAGAAAGCAGAUAUAGGAUUAUUUACUCACAGGAUGAAACACCACUCGCAGUCUUGCACGUCCUCGACCAAAGUUGCACCAUUCAUCAGACAUGAUUAAUUGUUUCUCAUUUACACCCCCUACAUUGUGCGUGCGUGCGUGCGUGCGUGCGUGCGUGCGUGCGUGCGUGCGUGCGUGCGUGCGUGCGUGCGUGCGUGCGUGCGUGCGUGCGUCUGUGCGUCUGUCUGUGUGAGGCUUGUUUGCAAACCAGUUUGUACCACAUCCGUCUGGAAGAAAUGCAACGGUGUCUGAGCUCUUUGUGGCUGCCUUUUAGCUGUGCUGGGCAGAUGGGGAUCACAAAUGUCAGUUCUUUUGCAUCACAGAGCUGCAUCUCUUGAACACAGUCCUGCCCUUUCCUCUGCAACCCCCCUCCAAAUAGCUGGAUGGUUGUGCAAAUAACUAGUCACCUUGGUAACAGUGAUAACAAUGGCAUAAUCGCCUUGCAGUGGUGACCCGGCAGGACUGCAACAGAGUUGCAGGUUUGUUUUCACACCGUUGGGUUAUUCUGCUUAUUUUCUUAUUUAUUAUUUCCUUUAACAGAGUGGAAAGCAUGAACUGUGCUUAUUAAGCUUUGUUCUUUGUGGAAAUAGCCUUGCAUCAUGAAACACCUUAAUUUCUCUGCUGUCCCCAUCGGUACAUACUCAAUCAUUCCCCACGAGGAACCUAACGCAUCCCAUGAAUGUACUGGAUGUACUGUGUCUGUUUCCACACGGACCACCUGCUCUGUGUUCUUAUGCAAUGCUAUGCAGAGCACAAACUAGUCUUAGCACUCUGAAAAAGGAGCUCCGUUCAGUGAUGUCUUGUCUGUUUUCCCGGUUAAUCAGUGAUUCAUUUUUUCCUAAUGAUUUGACAGAACCUUAUAAAGUUUGAUGUGUGCAUUUAAGACAAACCAGCUUGUUGUGAUAUAUGCAGUGGGCCUUACUUAGCUUUAUUUUAUUAUUUUAACCACAAAAGUGAGCCGCACACCGGUCAUUGACUUACCUCAUCGCGUGCAUGCGCCGCCCACUCCAGAGCACAGAGAAACAGCGUAUCCGAUCAUCAACAGCAAUACCGCAGGUGUUAGUUCUGACAUUUCAAUGCAAGGACAUGACAUUUGACAGACACACGAGCCUGUACAGACCGUAAUAGACAAAGCCUUUUAAUUGCCACGCUUACUGAAUCUUUACAGAAUUUACCUUCGUGGAAACCACUAUCAUUAUUUCUUUUUACAGCAGAGCAGCAAAAAUGAUCUUUCAUUGUCCUUUUUAAUUAUUUUUUUUAAUUUGUUUUGUGUCCAACAAUAAAACAAACAAACAAUCAGAAUCAUGUCAUCUGCUUGUUCUUUCUGCUUUUACCAGCCUGCUCUGAGGAUUAGUUUUGUAAAGAAAUGUAAAUGAAAACUGUGGUCUGUUACACUGUACAUGCUGUUCAAACAUGCCUCUUUCAUAUAUUAAAGGAUUCAUGACACCA
Cololabis saira (Pacific saury) is the source of this 5091-nucleotide messenger RNA. RefSeq names its product tetraspanin 17 (gene tspan17). NCBI's taxonomy places the organism in Eukaryota, Metazoa, Chordata, Actinopteri, Beloniformes, Belonidae. Gene Ontology annotation, biological process: protein maturation; protein localization to plasma membrane; regulation of vascular endothelial growth factor signaling pathway. The record is from RefSeq and is a predicted model, not a curated record. The transcript has 8 exons. Gene Ontology annotation, cellular component: membrane. Bases 426 to 1235 code for a protein of 269 amino acids.